Molecule: messenger RNA, 638 nt
Organism: Pezoporus flaviventris
Lineage: Eukaryota; Metazoa; Chordata; Aves; Psittaciformes; Psittacidae
Product: beta-microseminoprotein-like
Exons: 5
Coding region: 1-486 (161 amino acids)
Source: RefSeq, a predicted model, not a curated record
AUGGUUCUUUUUAGAGAAGGGUUCCUCACACGGUCCCAAAUCAAUUAUCAGCUUGUAUUUAUUCAGCAGAGGUACUUGCUUCUCAAGACAACCCAUCUCAAACUCUGCAAGCCAUCAGUAGACUCAGAAGGAUUUAAGUUGAAAACCAUCUUGGCCUGCCUUCUUGUUCUUGCUGUUAGCAUUCCACUGUCCAAUGCUUAUUGUGUCCGUCAGCCAUCGAAGCCAGAGUUGUCUGAUGGCAAGAUUGUAGGAUGUCGUGACUUGAAUGGAGAGCUGCAUGAACUUGAUUCCCAGUGGAGGACUGACAGCUGCCAUGAUUGCUCUUGUUCUGAGGGUGCAAUUGACUGCUGCUCCAGCUUCUCAACACCAUCUGACUAUGAUGAAGAGAAUUGUGUAAGCAUUUUCAACAAGGAGACCUGCACUUAUAAAGUAGUGGAGAAAGAUGAUCACUCAAAAGAAUGCCCAGUACAUGAGUGGGUGGGCUAAUAAAGAAGGAUUGUGGAUUUGGGAAUUAUUUCCUUUUUUGUUUGUUUUAAGAGUUCUUUAUCACAAAUGAAAACAACCUGAAAAAUGCAGCUGUAAAGUGAAAUCUACUCAUAAAUCCUAAUGCACAAUAAAACUGAGUAUCCACUCACAAA